Messenger RNA from Symbiodinium natans, 840 nucleotides. Lineage: Eukaryota; Dinophyceae; Suessiales; Symbiodiniaceae. The record is from the annotation of a GenBank genome assembly.
AUGGAGUCUUCCAAGGAUUUUUCGGCAGCAACAACAGCGCGAUUUCCUGCGGCUCUCCAAGCUGGAAGCGCCACUACUACGACUAUUUUGGCCUAUGGCGCCCUGCUGAGUGAGGCUUCCAGUCGACUGACAUUUCCCCAUUUGACGAAUUUUCGGUAUGUUCGGAUUCGAGGGUACCGCCGAGUCUUUGCCCAACCCCACCUCUUUCUGCUGCAACAAGGACUCAUCGGACGUCCAGGCGACACCACAUUGAGAUUGGCCAGUCUGUCGGCAGAACCUUGUCCCAAAAAACCAGAGUCGUCCUUUGUAGUGGCAGCCUUUGACGUACAGUUGGACGACGAGCAACGGGCCGCCUUUGUUCAACGAGAAGCAUCCUAUGACAUUGUCGCGGUUCCCUAUUUUCCAUUGGAACCACUACGACCAGUGAAAGUGGAGAAGGAGAAGGAGGAGGAAGAGCAUCCAGCGCCCGACGGAAUGGGCGUGAUUUGUUUGGCGUCGGCGGAUGACCGUCAGCCUCCCCAGGUUUUGGCACAGUUGGCAAAGGAUCAUGCGAAUCUCGCCUUUCCCGGUACCAUUUGGCAUUGGCCUCAUGAUUCUGGUUUGUUGCCCGCCAACAUUUACUUGCGACAUUGUUUGUUGGCAGUGGAAAAAGCAGCCGACGCCUCUGUGGACUCUUUGGUUGUAGAAGGAGCCAGGGUUGCCCGGGACUCCUUCUGGCAUGAUACGUAUCUGGCCGAUCGAACUACAACCCUGGCCGAAUAUCUGAGUGACUCGACCAUCUAUCAAGAGGUGAUGGAAAGUCGACCUCCACCCCAUUUGGCCACGCGCUUUGGUGGAUGA